Molecule: messenger RNA, 405 nt
Organism: Caenorhabditis briggsae
Lineage: Eukaryota; Metazoa; Nematoda; Chromadorea; Rhabditida; Rhabditidae
Exons: 3
Coding region: 1-405 (134 amino acids)
Source: RefSeq, a predicted model, not a curated record
AUGAUUCUACUCUUUCUUUCCACCUUUGUUGUCGCCGUUUUUGGAGGUUUCAUUACUGGAGAAGAAGCUGGUAGUGUACCAACCACCUUUGCGAAGGUGGGCGGGAAUGUAGAAAUCAAAUUUCCACAAGGGGCCAAUUAUCGACGUGUUAUUAUCAAUCAAGCCAAUCCGGCACUCAAUGGACCUCAAAUCUAUAGAGUUUGUAAUGGAAAGAAUAAGAACACUUGUGGAUUCUGGGAAAAUGCUCAAACCAAGAAGAAGAUUCCGUCUGGGACAACAACCUAUAACAAAACCAAAAAGGCACUGAUUAUCAAGAAAAUGAAGAAAUCAGACUUUGGACUUUACACAACUGGAAAUGGGCAAAUUUUUCGGACUGUUGAAGAGUCACCUGCUUCUGGGAAAUGA